UUGAGAACCAUCCCAGCAACCUGACCACAGCUGGUCUUCCUUCGACACCAUGAACCACACUUUCCAAACCUUCUUCACUCCUGCCAACAGCAGCCGCUCCUGCAAUUAUGAGAUGCUCAAGGAGGAGCAUGAGGUGGCUGUGGUGGGGGCACCCCACAACUCUGCUCCCCCAAUGUCCACCAUGAUCCACUUCAGCAGUGAGACCUCUGUGCCCGACCAUGUUGUCUGGUCGCUGUUCAACACCCUCUUCAUGAACUCCAGCUGCCUGGGCUUCAUAGCAUUUGCCUACUCCAUGACGUCUAGGGACAGGAAGAUUGUUGGUGACCUGACCAGGGCCCAGGCCUAUGCCUCCACUGCCAAGUGCCUGAACAUCUGGGCCCUGAUUGUGGGCAUUGUCAUGACCGUUCUGCUCAUCAUCAUCCCGGUGUUGAUCUUCCAAGUCUAUUGAUAGAUCAGGAGGCAUCAUCCAGAACAGGGGCUCUGCCCGUGACCUAUACCCCAUGCACUC
This is a messenger RNA of Chlorocebus sabaeus (green monkey), 508 nucleotides long. NCBI's taxonomy places the organism in Eukaryota, Metazoa, Chordata, Mammalia, Primates, Cercopithecidae. The record is from RefSeq and is a predicted model, not a curated record.